AUGACUUCAGGAUCGAAGACCCAGAUCUCUGAUCUAGAGGUCGUCAACCACGCAAAUCAUAUCCAAAGAAGUGUUUUCUUUGUGAGCAACGUGCACUGUGCAUCAUGUGUAGCAUAUGUCACCGAAGUGCUCUCUGAUAUUUCCACCGUUACCGACAUCGAAGUCACGAUUUUAACCCACGAAGUGCGUGCCAGUCAUAGUGCUACAGUUCAACCGACCGUCCUUGUAAAUGCAUUAAUUCACGCCGCAUUUGAAGUACAAUAUGUAACGACUUUUGACGACCGAGGAGCGCUCGUCUCGGAACUCGAUACUUCCACUUGGAACCACCGUGGCUCAGCACUGUUCUCUACACCUCGCAACUCGGUUUCUAGCAUAUCAUCGAAUAUCAAAGAGCGAAUCCAGGCUAGCAGACAUAAAAGACAUAUCGCCAACUGUGAUGCCUGCAAGAAAGAAGACCGCGAGAACACUUCUCCCCAUUGUUCUCGAACCGAGCUGGGGUCUUUGGCAGAGAAAUCUUCACAGGGUGGCUACCGUCGGUUCAGUAAAAGCCAUGAGCGCGAUAUUUCGGUCUCAAAGCUUGAGCCAACGCCGGAGAAUACUUUCCAGGAUACAGCUUCGGUUGCCUCUCUUGAAACAAGAGUGGAACGUGAUAGACAAUCUCCAGAACAGCUCAGAUCGAGCCCUCAACCGAUAGAUGAAUUCAAGGCACAAAUAAGCAUCGAAGGAAUGAGCUGUGCAUCAUGUGCCAACAGUAUCACGGCUGAAGUUCAACAGCUCGAGUUUGUGAAGGAGAUUACAGUCAACCUUCUCACCAACAGUGCUACAUUAAUUUAUAUUGGACCCAAAAACAAUAUCGACAAGAUUGUUGAACAAAUCGAUGAUAUAGGGUUCGAAGCAUCACUUGAUGAAGUGAAUCCGGUUCGCAAAGCACCCUUCCCUACAGAUUCCAUCGAGAUAUACACCAGCGAGAUUGCAAUCACUGGUAUGACCUGUGGAUCUUGCAGCGGGGCAGUGACUCGCGGAAUCGAGGAGCUGUCGUUCGUUCGAGAUGUCUCUAUCAACUUGCUUUCACAUAGCGGAAGGGUUGAGUUUGAAGGUCGGGACAAUGUUGAUAAGAUCAUUGAGAAGAUCGAAGACCUGGGUUACGAAGCUGCCAUCAAUAGCGUCUCUCCAGUGACAGGUGUUCCAGAACGCUCGCGAAGUAACCAGCACAGGACAAUCUCUAUCCGAGUGGAUGGAAUGUUCUGUCACCAUUGCCCUCUGGCAGUUAUGAAGGCAGUGGAAUCAUUUCCGGAUGUCACCAUAGAACAGCAUAUCUCCGAGAAAGACCCCAUUCUCAGAGUGACCUAUACCCCGCGACCCCCUUCUUUCACCAUUCGAUCUCUUAUAUCCACCAUCAAUGCUGCCAAUGAUGCGUUCCGCGCACAUGUAUAUCACCCACCCAGCAUCGAAGACCGUUCUCGUGCAAUUCAGCACCAUGAACGCCGCCGCCUAUUAUUACGCCUGCUGUUCGUCUUGAUGAGUGCAAUUCCUACAUUCAUUAUCGGCAUCGUGUUCAUGUCUCUUGUCUCAUCCGAAAACCCCACUCGAAUGUAUCUCGAGGAAACAAUGUGGGCCGGCAGUGUGACACGCAUAGAAUGGGCACUGUUCAUCAUGGCAACGCCCGUGAUGUUCUACGGCACUGACGUAUUUCACGCCCGUGCCAUGAAGGAGAUCUAUGCCUUAUGGCGACCCGGAAGUCGGGUGCCCAUCUUACGGAGAUUCUAUCGUUUUGGUAGCAUGAACCUUCUGAUCUCUGCGGGUACAUCUGUUGCCUACGCUUCAUCACUCGCCGUGCUCAUUAUUGAUGCGGUCGUGGGUACCAAGUCCAGUGCUCACAGCACAACCUACUUUGACUCGGUGGUCUUCCUGACAUUGUUCAUUCUUGCUGGUCGGUUCUUGGAGGCAUACAGCAAAGCUAGAACAGGUGAUGCUGUCACAUCCUUGGGCAACCUUCGACCUUCCGAGGCACUAUUGAUCGAGGAAACACCCUCUAUCACUGGCGAUGCCUCCGAUGGCUCUUCCGUAGAAGAAAUGAAACGUACCAAUGUUGACCUCCUCGAAGUUGGUGACGUGGUAAGCAUUCCUCAUGGCGCCUCGCCCCCUGCCGAUGGAACUGUCAUCGACACUGCCACAUACAAAUUCGAUGAAAGCUCCUUAACUGGAGAAUCUCGACCGGUCAAAAAAUCAAUCGACGACAGAGUCUACACCGGAUCUGUGAAUGUCGGCCAGCCCGUGCGCAUCCGCAUUACGGAGCUCGGUGGUUCAUCUAUGCUUGACCAGAUCAUCGCUGUGGUUCGUGAAGGUCAAAGCAAGCGUGCACCGCUCGAAAGAGUUGCAGAUCUUCUCACCUCGCAUUUCGUCCCCGUCAUCACGCUCAUUGCAAUCUCCACCUUCAUCAUCUGGCUUGCUCUUGGCCACUCGGGUGUGCUUCCCACAGACUACCUGGACGUCGCGCAUGGCGGUUGGACAUUCUGGGCUCUAGAGUUUGCAAUUGCAGUAUUUGUUGUAGCAUGCCCCUGCGGCCUGGCUCUUGCAGCCCCUACUGCACUGUUUGUCGGAGGUGGCCUAGCAGCAAAGCAUGGUAUCCUUGUCAAGGGCGGAGGUGAAGCCUUCCAAGAGGCCAGUCGCUUGGACGCUAUUGUCUUUGACAAGACAGGCACAUUGACUGAAGGGGGUAGCCUAAAGGUUUCUGACCAUCAGGUUUUGACAAGUGACUUAGAAAUUGCAAGAGUUGCAUGGGCAUUGACUCGAAAGAUGGAAGAGAGUAGCAACCAUCCGAUCGCUCAGGCAAUCACCGACUUCUGCAAAUCUCAACCCUCUGCUACUGUCAACUCCUUCGAUAUUCAUGAAAUUUCCGGACAAGGCAUGAAAGGAACUUUCACUGUCUCCGGACCCGAACCCGGACAAGUCAACGAAUACGAAGCUGCCAUUGGAAAUGAACGUCUCCUGCACAGCGUCCUAUCACCCGAGACAGAUACAUACUUCGUUUCGAACCUGCUGUCAAAAUACCAGUCAACAGGCAAAUCAACCGCGGUUCUCUCUCUCCGCCACGUCAAUUAUCCGUCCCCGAAAACAUCAAAGUUCAUUCCAGUAAUCGUACUCGCAACAUCAGACACUAUCCGCCCCGAAGCCGUCGACAUCAUCUCCCAGCUCAACAAGCGCCGUGUCGAUGUCUACAUGUGUACAGGUGAUAAUCAAACAACAGCCCACGCCGUCGCAGACAUGCUAGGAAUCCCCCGUUCCAAUGUCAUGGCCAAUGUCCUCCCAGCAGAGAAAGCCUCUUUCGUCCGUCAGAUACAGAAAGGGUCUUCAAACGCCUCUUCGACAGAUAAUAAUGCUGAAUCAUCCCGUCCAAUCGUCGCCUUCGUUGGUGAUGGUGUGAACGACUCGCCAGCUCUAGCAGCAGCAGACGUCAGCAUCGCGAUGGCCUCCGGCUCAGACGUGGCAAUCAACUCGGCCAGCUUCAUCCUGCUAAACUCAGACCUGAGCACGAUCUUACAGCUCGUAUUGCUCAGUCGUCGUGUUUUCAAUCGCGUGCGAAUGAACUUCGUCUGGGCGGUUAUUUACAAUACCUGCCUGGUGCCUGUUGCAGCUGGUGUCUUCUAUCCUAUUAUCAGUGGGCAUCACUUUAAGUCUGUGGGCGGGGAAACUAUCAUGGUCAAUGAGCAUUGGAGGUUUAGUCCUGUGUGGGCUGCGUUAGCGAUGGCUUUGAGUAGUAUCUCUGUUGUUCUGAGUAGUCUUGCUUUGAGGAUUGAUAUGGGGAGUAUUAUGAAGAUUUGGAGGAGGGAUAAUUAA
Molecule: messenger RNA, 3837 nt
Organism: Penicillium nucicola
Lineage: Eukaryota; Fungi; Ascomycota; Eurotiomycetes; Eurotiales; Aspergillaceae
Product: putative copper resistance-associated P-type ATPase
Exons: 1
Coding region: 1-3837 (1278 amino acids)
Biological process (GO): copper ion homeostasis; monoatomic cation transport
Cellular component (GO): membrane
Molecular function (GO): ATP hydrolysis activity; ATP binding; copper ion binding
Source: RefSeq, a predicted model, not a curated record